Fraxinus pennsylvanica is the source of this 330-nucleotide messenger RNA. The record is from the annotation of a GenBank genome assembly. NCBI's taxonomy places the organism in Eukaryota, Viridiplantae, Streptophyta, Magnoliopsida, Lamiales, Oleaceae.
AUGAAUGACCCAGUAUCGAAUACAGGUAAUAAUAUCAGCAAAAGAACGUUUUCCCGUACUUCCAGACAUGCUGAGCUCCACAUAUUCCUUCGGGAAGGUCUGGACAAGUGUGAUGAGAUUUGCUACAAAGACCCAGUUUUGAAGGACCGGCCAUGGAGUGCUUACAUUGAUAGUUCUCCCGGUUCUGCUUGUUAUUUGGAGUUCGAUAUUCCUUCAAGAGGAAGUCGAUCAAGUUCCUUCAAAGAGACCAGCAAAGCUUCCGAUCUUAGAGAAGCCGGCUCCUCCUGUUGUCGACUUCAUGCCACAAUCCCAAUCCAAUCUAAUUUCUGA